CGACUCGCGAGGCCACGGACGAGGACGAACGCGACGCGAACCGAGACGUGCAUGCGCGAGCGAGACGCACGCGACGCCGAGAAGAGAGGCGACCGGCGACGACGGCUGGCGAAGGACGAAGGGCGGCGCGCGGGGGCGUCGGCGAGCGACGACGGAACGCGCCGCGAGAGACGAGCGAGGGGCGCGAACGGGACGAGCGACGCGGAAGCGCGAGAGGUGAGGCGCGAUGGCGAUGAUAAACAUCGGGGCGUCCAACGCCGGGGACCAGUUUUAUCGGUAUAAAAUGCCAGCCAUUCAGUCUAAAAUCGAGGGGCGCGGGAACGGGAUCAAGACAAACGUGACGAACCUCGUGGAGGUGUCCAAGGCGUUGGCGCGACCGCCGAUGUACACGUUGAAGUUUUUAGGGAACGAUCUCGGGGCGCAGACGACUUUUAACGAAAAGGAAGGACGCGCGAUCGUGAACGGGGCGCACGACGCGGGGAAGCUCGCGCAGAGUUUGGAGAGUUUCAUCAAACGUUUCGUGCAGUGCUUUUCGUGCGGUAAUCCGGAGACGAUGAUUGAGAUUACCAAGCGAGAGACGAUUCACUUGAAAUGUAAGGCGUGCGGGGCGCUUUCCGACGUCGAUAUGCGACACAAGCUGUGUGGUUACAUUUGCAAGAAUCCUCCGGAAAUUAAAAAGGACAAAAAGGAAAAGCAACUGCGCCGCGCCGAACGCGAACGCGAAGAGGCUGGUGCAGCGAUCGAUGACGAAGAACGUCGACGACGUAAGUCUGAAAAGAAGGAAAAGAAAGAGAAGAAAGAGAAGAAAGAGAAGAAAGAGAAGAAGGAGAAGAAGGAGAAGAAGGAAAAAACCGACGACGCGCCCGCCGAGGCGGGCGACGCUUCCUCCGCCUCUGAAGCCGACGACGACGACGAUGACGAAGUCCAGUGGGCGACUGAUACUUCUGCCGCCGCCGCGAAAGCGCGAGCAAUCGAACAGCUUACUGACGGCGCGGCGAACAUGGUCACCGUGGUCGCGGAUAAGAUGGCGGACGCCGCCAUCGAGGACGAGAGCUCGGAAGAAGAGGAGGAUCCUCGAGUGUCCAAGCUUCGCGCGUACGCGGCGAAAAAUGACGCCGUGAAAACGGCCGAAUAUCUCGUCUCUGAUGCCCUUGGCGUCGAAUCCAAGGAAAUGGGCGUCUUGUUCCUCCUCGAAGCCGUUUUUGACGAAGACGAGGCCAUUCCUCCGCAAAUCAAAGCGAAGAAGGAUUACUUGAGCGCCGCGUGCCCGGAUGCUGCGCUUCAACGCGCGCUCUUGUGCGCCUUCGAACGUUACGUCACCGAAACCGCCACUUCUGGUUUUAAGGCGUUCUCUCUUAUUCUCAAUCAGCUCUACGAGUUCGAUCUCAUCGAAGAAGACGUCAUCAAGGCUUGGAAUGAAGACGUGGACGCCGCCUCGUGCAUCGACGUCGAGCCCAAAGUCGCCCAAGCCGUUCGCAAGCAAGCCGCCAAGUUCAUCGACUGGCUCGACGAGAGCGAGGACGAGGACAGCGACUAAUACAUCGCACCGCUUUUCAUCUCAUCUCAACGCUCGACGCACGGACGACAGAGAUCUUAUACGUUGAAACGCAAACAGUCAGAAACUCGUG
Molecule: messenger RNA, 1628 nt
Organism: Ostreococcus lucimarinus CCE9901
Lineage: Eukaryota; Viridiplantae; Chlorophyta; Mamiellophyceae; Mamiellales; Bathycoccaceae
Exons: 1
Coding region: 227-1537 (436 amino acids)
Biological process (GO): translational initiation; formation of translation preinitiation complex; formation of cytoplasmic translation initiation complex
Cellular component (GO): cytosol
Molecular function (GO): eukaryotic initiation factor eIF2 binding; GDP-dissociation inhibitor activity; translation initiation factor activity
Source: RefSeq, a predicted model, not a curated record